AUGGAGAAGUACAUUAUCCCAAACAAACUCCCAUCGACGGAAGUGAACGUACUUUCGCAUCGCACUAGACGAUUGAGACAAUUGGCAAAACGCACAGAACCCACGCCUGGUGCAAAGAAAAAGCGCACCUCGUUCCGUAAAGUUGGCUCGAUUGUGGCCAAUUCCCGUAUUGCAGACCGCGAUGCCAAGCGCAUAAAGCGUAACUUCUUAAAAAGGGGAAUAUUUUCAAAUGAACAGAAAUUUGAAGAUAACCAUUUAGUUUUGGUAUACCGACAUCGUGGUAAAAACAUCUACAAUAAGGAUGUGAUGAAAACUAUGAUUCGGCUUGGUCUACAAUUCGUGCGUUCCGCCACUUUUCAUCGCUUGACACCCGAAGUGAUUGCCCAGCUUAAAGUUAUAGAACCGUUUGUCAUCUGGGGUUAUCCGAAUAUAACCGUAGUCAGGAAUUUGCUGUACAAAUAUGUGAGAUUACGGUGCGAUAAUACUGGCGAAGAAUCUACAAAACCGGUACCAUUGACCUCGAACAAGCAAGUAGAAGAUCUUUUCGGUUCGCUAGGAAUGUUAUGCGUAGACGAUCUUGUUCACGAAAUCAUGACGGUUGGCCCACACUUUGACGCAGUUCGUGAGAAACUCCGCAGCUUCCUGGUAAAAGACCCUGUCGGUGGAUGGAAAAACGAUGCUCAUAAAGGCAAGCUACGCAGCAUCGGUGGCGAAGCUGGUUUUCGAGGCGAGAAAAUCAACGAGCUAUUCCAGAAAAUACUGUAAAUUGAGAAUAGUCUUAAUUUUCAACUAAAAAACGAUUAGGAGUUCCAUGAAACUACGCUAAUCUACUGGAAUAAUAUAUUCAUGUUUUGUAAGAAACUAUAAGUUAAGGAAAU
This is a messenger RNA of Anopheles nili, 878 nucleotides long. RefSeq names its product 60S ribosomal protein L7 (gene RpL7-like). Lineage: Eukaryota; Metazoa; Arthropoda; Insecta; Diptera; Culicidae. The record is from RefSeq and is a predicted model, not a curated record. The transcript has a single exon. Gene Ontology annotation, molecular function: RNA binding; structural constituent of ribosome. Gene Ontology annotation, biological process: maturation of LSU-rRNA from tricistronic rRNA transcript (SSU-rRNA, 5.8S rRNA, LSU-rRNA). The coding region runs from base 1 to 765 and encodes 254 amino acids. Gene Ontology annotation, cellular component: cytosolic large ribosomal subunit.